Polistes dominula (European paper wasp) is the source of this 1017-nucleotide messenger RNA. RefSeq names its product phospholipase A1. Gene Ontology annotation, biological process: lipid catabolic process. Lineage: Eukaryota; Metazoa; Arthropoda; Insecta; Hymenoptera; Vespidae. Gene Ontology annotation, molecular function: lipase activity. The record is from RefSeq and is a predicted model, not a curated record.
AUGAAUUUCAAAUAUUUAAUAUUAUUUAUAUGUUUUCUAGGAGUAUUACAUAAUUGCUACGCAACAGAUUACUCGACGUUAGAAAAAAAUGUUACGUUAGAUAGGGUAGUCGUAUUUCCUGAUUGUACUUUUGAUGAAAAUGAUAUUUUCUUCUUCGUCUAUACACGUCAACGACGAGAUAGUAUUAUUCUUACGGAAAGGAACUUGACGACUUUCGAUCUAUUUAAAAAGACACAAAUUACGCAAAAAAUUGUAUUUAUUACACAUGGUUUUCUUUCAUCUGGAGAUAAUAAGAAUUUCAAAGCAAUGGCAAUAGCUUUGAUAGACAAAGAUGAUUUUCUUGUAUUCUCGACCGAUUGGAGAAAGGGUGCUUGCAAUCGUGGCAAUAUCGGCCGAUUAGCUGGUUAUUCUACAGCUGUUCAAAAUACACGUCAUGUUGGAAGAUAUAUCGCUCGAUUUACCCGGAAACUCGUACAAGAUUAUAAAGUGCCGAUGUCGAAUAUACGAUUGAUCGGACAUAGUUUGGGUGCACAUACUUCAGGUUUUGCUGGAAAAGAAGUUCAAAAUUUAAAAUUAGGAAAAUAUAGCGAAAUAAUCGGUCUUGAUCCUGCUGGGCCAUCUUUUAGAACGAAACAGUGUUCAGAUAGAUUGUGCGAAACAGACGCAGAAUAUGUUCAAGUUUUUCAUACGUCAGCUGUAUUAGGAAAAUAUUCGGAGAUUGGUACCGUUGAUUUUUAUAUGAAUUAUGGAAGUCAUCAACCCGGUUGCCUUCUUAAUCCAUCCUGUUCUCAUACGAAAGCCGUGAAAUACCUGACUGAGUGCAUAAAACGUGAAUGCUGUUUAAUUGGAAGACCAUGGGAGAGUAAUUGGAGUUUAGGGGAACCUCUUAGUGAUUGCAAAAGGAAUACCUGUGUUUGCGUUGGACUAAACGCAAAAACUUAUCCUGCUAAAGGCAAAUUUUAUGUACAGGUUGAAGAAAAAGAACCUUAUUGCCAUAACGAGGGCAUUACACUGUAA